Messenger RNA from Papaver somniferum (opium poppy), 993 nucleotides. RefSeq lists its product as uncharacterized. Lineage: Eukaryota; Viridiplantae; Streptophyta; Magnoliopsida; Ranunculales; Papaveraceae. The coding region runs from base 1 to 993 and encodes 330 amino acids. The record is from RefSeq and is a predicted model, not a curated record. The transcript has a single exon.
AUGACUAAGGAAAAAAUCCAACUUAACGUUGUGGUCUAUGUGGAUGAUUUGAUUGUUGCGGGUAAUGAUUUAGUUGCGCUUGAUCAAUUCAAACUUUACUUGGGACAAUGUUUCAAGAUGAAAGAUUUGGGGAAGUUGAAGUAUUUUCUGGGUUUGGAGGUGGCCCAGAGUGCACAAGGUUUUUAUAUAUGUCAACGCAAAUAUGCGUUGGAUAUCAUCAUGGAAACAAGUUUAUUAGGUGCAAAACCUGCAGAAUUUCCAAUGGAAACGAAUCAUCGUCUUUCUUUGGACAAAGGAGAUUUGUUCACGGAUGUGGAAAAAUAUCGAAGACUGAUUGGGAGUUUAAUCUAUUUGUCCGUGACUAGGCCGGACCUAGCGUAUUCCGUUCAUAUUUUGUCUCAAUUCAUGCAACUGCCGAGAAUAGCACAUUGGGAAGCGGCUCUUCGUGUGGUUCGAUAUUUGAAGAAGAAUCCUGGGCAGGGAAUUCUGUCGCGCUCUGAUAGUGGUCUUAAUUUGAAAGGAUGGUGUGACUCAGAUUGGGCUGGUUGUCCCUUAACUAGACGCUCAUUGACAGGAUGGUUUGUUCUUCUUGGGUAUUCUCCAAUAUCCUGGAAAACUAAGAAGAAACAUACCGUUUCUCGUUCGUCAGUUGAAGCGGAAUAUAUAUCUAUGGCGGCGGCUACGUGUGAAUUAAAAUGGCUGAAAAAAUUACUGGGUGAUUUGGGAGUUCAUCAUCCACAUGGUAUGCAUCUUCUAUGUGAUAGUCAAUCGGCUUUGUAUAUUGCUCAGAAUCCAGUUUUUCAUGAACGAACAAAGCAUAUUGAAGUUGAUUGUCAUCUGGUUAGAGAUGCUAUCAUGCAGAAGAUUAUUACUCCUUCUUACACUCCUACAACAGUGCAAUUGGUGGAUAUUUUUACUAAAUCUUUAGGGAAAGCUCAGUUUCAGUAUCUUAUUUCCAAGAUGGGAAUGUGUGAUCUCCAUGCUCCGUCUUGA